GCGCACGUAUUGGUAUUAUCUACGAUGUUCGCUUGUAAUACAUAAAAUACUGUAAAAUAUUUUUCCUGUUUACCUUACUCGUAUUCGAUUAUAACUUUUUGUGUUAUAGCUUCAAUGAAUUUCAUGAUAAUAACGCUAAUCGUUGCAUUGUAUAGGUAUGCAUUGCAAAAUGCAGUUCAUCAUUAACUUGUUAAUGUGGUGUUGGAAGUGGAUUCUCCUAGCUAAAAUCGUUACAAUUGAAAUAAAAUUGGUAAGACAAGCAAUUCAUAAUGGAGUCAGCAAUAGCUGGACGAAGGCGAACUGCUACACGGCAUUCUGCGGAGGAUCAAGCACUUGAUCAAAUAGCUAAAGAGGCAGAGGCAAGACUAGCUGCUAGAAGACAGGCAAGAGCAGAAGCCAGAGAAAUACGAAUGCGUGAAUUAGAAAGACAACAAAAGGAGGCAGAGGAGAAUGCUGAUAGAGUUUAUGACAUGUGUACAGUUGAUGUAAACAGAACCAUGAGAGUAACUCCAGAUCCAGUGCGUACAUCGCGACUUCUUACAAAUUCCAAUAAUUUUCAAUCGAGUCGUAGAUCUUCAGAAGAUUCAUUGGAAGAUGCAGGAUUAAAUAGAGAUAUUAGGCUGGAAUUAAAAGAAUUUGAAGAAAAAUUUAGAAAGGCAAUGAUAGCUAAUGCUCAGCUAGACAAUGAAAAAUCAUCUUAUGCCUACCAAGUUGAUUUAUUAAAAGAUAAAUUGGAAGAAUUAGAAGAAACCACUGCGCAAUUACGUAGAGAAUUGAAAGAAAAAAAUCGAGAUGUUGAACAAUUAAAACGGGUCAGUCAAAGACUGAAAGAAGAUUUAGAUAUUUGCAGAGAACAGUUGCUAGAAAGAGAUACACUUAUACAAGAAAAUGGUUUAGUCAUUGUUGACAAUAAGGAAAGUGAAGAUGAAGAUAACGAAAAUAUUGAAAAUGGAUUGUGUCAUAAAAAGAGAGUACUAGUCAGUACAGAAGCUGCGGAAUUAUUAGAAACGGCUGGUAAAGGUUCACUAGAUAUCCGACUAAGAAAGUUUGCUUCUGAAAAAAAGGAAUUGCAAGAUGAAAUUCGCCAUUUAAGAUUGGAAUUAGAAGAAACUAGAAAUCGCAUGAGACCCGAAAAAUCAUCUGGCUCAAUAUUAGGUUGUUUAUCAGAUAAUGAAGAUAUUCAACGUGAGGCAAAUAAAUUAUUGGCUGAUUAUAAAUUUAAAUUGCAAAAAGCAGAACAAGAUAUGUCUACGCUGCAAGCAACAGUAGCUAGAUUAGAAAGUCAAGUAAUUCGUUACAAAUCAGCUGCAGAAGCAUCUGAAAAAGCAGAAGAUGAGUUGAAAGUAGAAAAAAGAAAGUUGCAAAGAGAAGUAAGAGAAACACAAAGUCGUGUAGAGGAAUUGGAAACAGCAAAUUCUCAUCUACAAAGGAGAUUAGAUAAACUUAAAAACGCUAAAUCAGCUCUUUUAAAAGAACUUUGACAGAUUAAUAUUUGCAAAGAUGUACAAUAAGUCUGUUACUUAUACUUUCAAAUCGUUAUCCGAUGUUGCCUCCAAUUAAUACCACUUAUUAAUGAAUACAACUUACAAAGGCAAAUAUUAUGUAUUAUCGUUAUAACAUUUAACACUAAUGAAUGUCAUCCUGAAUAUAAAACUACAAAAAAUUGCUAUAGAAAAGAUCUCUACAUUUAUUUUACAUCUAUCAAGUCUUUGAUAACAACUUAGUUUUACAAUGUUCUUUAAUGGAAUAAUAAAACAUUUAAUAUAUGUUAUAUUAAAUUUUUCUAUACAUUUAUAAACAGUUACAGAGCUGAUUCAGUACUUGAUACUUUCAUGUAAGUAGCAAGUAAUAAAAUGUAUUUGUUUUUUGCCUUGUUACAAUAAGUUUGUGAAAAUUAUUUUAAAUUACUAAUAUAUAUUUUUAAAAACAUAAAAUAUAUUUAUAUUAUGAACAUAGUAUGAGCGUUGUGAAUAUUUUUUGCCAUAUUACAUUUAGAAUAGAA
Molecule: messenger RNA, 2002 nt
Organism: Wasmannia auropunctata (little fire ant)
Lineage: Eukaryota; Metazoa; Arthropoda; Insecta; Hymenoptera; Formicidae
Product: leucine-rich repeat flightless-interacting protein 2
Exons: 9
Coding region: 270-1481 (403 amino acids)
Biological process (GO): regulation of DNA-templated transcription
Source: RefSeq, a predicted model, not a curated record